AUGACCAGAAGGAGGAUAUACUGGGUCCCCAGGUCUUCUGGUGGCCUCGUGAAUCUCGGCUUGGAUGUAGAUAACGACACGGUUUCAGGACUUAGCUAUAAAACUUUCGCGGUCGAAGAUGGUUCCUGGCCCCAGCAGGUGGGGGAGACUGAGGCGCCAAGGAUGGGGAAGUAUGAUGCUGCCUGGAGAACCAUGAUUCCCUUCCGCCCGAAGCCAAAGAUUCCUGCGCCCCAGCCCCUGGAUGAUGCCGGCUUGUUCUCCUACCUCACCUUGUCGUGGCUCACCCCACUCAUGAUCCGAGGUUUACGGAAACGCUUAAAUAAGCACAUGAUCCCCCAGCUGUCAGUACAUGAUGCUUCAGCCCAAAAUGCCAAAAGGCUUCGUCUCCUCUGGGAAGAAGAAGUCUCAAGGCAUGGGAUUGACAAAGCGUCAGUGUUUCGAGUGAUGCUGAGAUUCCAAAGAACAAGGGUUAUUUUUGAUAUGGUUCUGAGCUGUUUCUUCUCUGCCACCAGCGUGCUAGGGCCAAUGCUGGUUAUACCAAAGAUCCUGGAAUAUGCCGAAGAGCCGUCAGGGAGUAUUGCCUAUGGAGUGGGACUUUGCUUUGCUCUUUUUUUCACCGAGUGUCUGAAGGCUCUGAGCAUGUGCUCCUGUUGGGUCGUCAAUCAGCGCACCGGCACCAGGUUUCGUACAGCCGUCUCCUCCUUUGCCUUUGAGAAGCUGAUCCAAUUUAAGUCUCUGACACACCUCACUGUGGGAGAGGCCAUCAGCUUCUUCACCAGCGAUGUAAACUACCUGUUUGAAGGAGUGUACUAUGGACCCCUGGCCUUGCUCACCGGCUUCCUGCUGCUGGCCUGCACCAUCGCCUCCUGCCUCACUCUUGGACCCACUGCGUUCAUUGCCACGCUUUGCUACCUCCUGAUUCUGCCACUGGAGGUAUUCCUGACCAGAACGUUUCUGAGGCUACAGAAUCACACUUCCGAGAUCAGCGACCAGCGCAUCUGCUUGACCAGUGAAGUUCUCACCUCCAUUAAGUUGAUUAAAAUGUACACGUGGGAGAAACCAUUUGCAAAAAUCAUUAAAGACCUCAGAAGGAAGGAAAAGAAGCUCUUGCACAAGUGUGGGUUUAUCCAGAGCCUGACCACGGCCAUCCUGUUCAUUGCCCCCACUGUGGCCUUAGUGGCACUGUUCCUUAUCCAUAUAGGCUUAGGGCUGAAACUCACGGCUUCAGUGGCCUUCACCACCGUGGCCACCUUGGCCCCCAUGCGGCUGUCAGUGUUCUUAGCUCCCUUCGCAGUCAAAGGCCUCACAAAUUCCAAGUCUGCAGCGGAGAGGUUCAAGAAAUUUUUCCUCCAGGAGAGCCCUGUGGUAUAUGUCCAGGAAUUGAAAGACCCCAGCAAAUCUCUGGUUUUGGAGGAGGCCACCUUGUCGUGGAGAAAGACUGGCCCUGGGGUCGUCAAUGGAGCCUUGGAGCUGGAGAAGAACGGACACGCUGCUGAGGGCAUGACCAGGGCUCAGCCACCUCCGGGUGCCCUCCCGCCACAGGACAAAGGGGACAGCAGAGCCCCGGAGUUGCACAAGAUAAACCUUGCGGUGUCAAAGGGGACCGUGCUAGGUGUCUGUGGCAACACGGGGAGUGGCAAGACCAGCCUAUUGUCAGCCAUCCUGGGGGAGAUGCACUUGCUAGAGGGCUCGGUGGGGGUGAAUGGAAGCCUGGCCUAUGUCCCCCAGCAGGCCUGGAUCGUCAGAGGGAGCAUCCGGGAGAACAUCCUCAUGGGGAGCCAGUAUGACCAGGCCCGGUACCUCCAGGUGCUCCAUUGCUGCUCCCUGAAGCGUGAUCUGGAAAUCCUACCCUUCGGAGAUAUGACAGAGAUCGGGGAGCAGGGCAUCAACCUCUCCGGGGGACAGAAACAGAGAAUCAGCCUGGCCCGCGCCGUCUACUUUGACCGUGAGCUCUACCUGCUGGACGACCCCCUGUCGGCCGUGGACAUGCAUGUGGGGAAGCACAUCUUUGAGGAGUGCAUUAAGAAGGCGCUCAGGGGGAAGACUGUCGUCCUGGUGACCCACCAGCUGCAGUAUUUAGAGUUUUGUGACCAGAUCAUUUUGCUAGAAGAUGGGAAAAUCCGGGAAAAAGGAAUUCACAGUGAGUUAAUACAGAAAAAGGGGCGAUACGCCCAGCUCAUCCAGAAGAUGCAUGGAAAAGCCACACAGGGUGUGCUGCAGGGCGGAGCAAAGGCGGCAGAAGAGCCACAGGUGGGAAGUCAGGCCCUGAUCCCUUGCCAGGAAGAGCUUCUCAAUGAAAAUGCGGGGCUGGAGAAUCAGCUCACAAAGAAGGAGGAGAUGGAGGAAGGGUCCCUGAAAUGGAGAAUCUAUCACCACUACAUCCAGGCAGCUGGAGGUUAUCUCAUCUCUGCCCUUGUCAUCCUGAUCGUGCUGGUGAUAGUCUUCCUUACAAUGUUCAACUUCUGGUGGCUGAGCUACUGGUUGGAGCAAGGCUCAGGGACCAAUAGCAGCAGAGAAACCAACAGAACCACUGCAGACCCAGGUGACAUCCAGGACAACCCUCAGCUACUCUUUUACCAGCUGGUGUAUGGCCUCAGUGCUCUGCUUAUGGUCUUCAUGGGGAUCUUGUCCUCGGUGUCUUUCACCAAGGUCAUGGGGAAGGCAUCCACCGUUCUGCACAACGAGCUCUUCAACAAGGUGUCCCGCUGCCCUAUGAGUUUCUUUGAUACAACCCCGACAGGCCGACUCCUGAACUGCUUUGCAGGGGACUUGGAUGAGCUGGACCAGUUCCUCCCUAUUGUGGCUGAACAGUCUCUACUCCUGUUCUUCAUGGUGAUCUUCAUCCUACUGAUGGUUGGUUUGCUGUCUCCCUAUAUCCUGCUGAUAGGAGUUGUGUUACUCAUUGUUUGCCUCAUUUUUUAUAGAAUGUUCAAGAGGGCUUCCCAUGUGUUCAAGAGACUGGACCACUAUAGCCGCUCCCCUUUAUUUUCACACAUCCUCACCUGUCUGAACGGCCUAAGCUCCAUCCAUGUCUAUGGGAAAGUGGAAGACUUCAUCAAUGAGUUUAAAAGGCUGGUGGAUGAGCAGAGUAACUACAUGCUGAUGUUUCUGUCUGCCACACGAUGGGUGUCCUUGAGGCUGGAGCUCAUGACCAACCUGUUAACCUUGGUGGUGGUCUUGUUCACGAUUUUCAACAUUUCCUCUGUCCCCUAUGCCUAUAAGGCCAUGGCUAUCAGCAUCGUCCUGCAGUUGGCGACCAACUUCCAGGCCUGUGUCCGGAUUUGUUCAGAGACAGAGGCGUCUUUUACAUCCGUGGAGCGGAUGCUGCAGUACAUGAAGAUAUGUGUCCCUGAAGCUCCUUUGCACCUAGAAGGCGGGAACUGUCCACCUGGGUGGCCACCACGCGGGGAAAUCACAUUCCAGGACUAUCAGAUGAGAUACAGAAAUAACUCGCCUAUUGUCCUCAAGGGCCUCAGCCUGACGAUUCGCAGCCAAGAAGUGGUGGGCAUCGUGGGGAGGACAGGCUCUGGGAAGUCCUCCUUGGGGGUGGCUCUCUUCCGCCUGGUGGAACCCGCCGCAGGGCGCAUCCUUGUCGACGGCGUGGACAUCUGCAGCCUCGGCCUGGAGGACCUGCGGUCCAAGUUCUCGGUUAUCCCUCAAGAUCCUAUCCUGCUGUCAGGGACCAUCAGAUUGAACCUGGACCCCUUUGAUCGCUGCACAGAUGAGCAGAUCUGGGGUGCCUUGGAGAGAACAUCCCUGAGCAAGAAGGUUUCAAAGUUUCCCCAAGGCCUGCAAGCGGAAGUUAUGGAAAACGGCUCGAACUUCUCGGUGGGGGAACGGCAGCUGCUCUGCAUCGCUCGGGCCCUCCUCCGCAGCUCCAAGAUCAUCCUUAUUGAUGAGGCCACAGCCUCCAUCGACUUGGAGACUGAUGCCCUGAUCCAGCACACAAUCCGUGAAUGGUUCCAGGGCUGCACAGUGCUGGUCAUCGCACACCGUGUGUCCACUGUCCUCAGCUGUGACCGUAUCCUGGUCAUGGGCGACGGGAAGGUGGUGGAGUUUGAUAGGCCCGAGGUCCUGCAGAAGAAGCCAGGGUCUGUGUUCGCAGCCCUGCUGGCAACAGCCAAUUCAUCACCGAGCUGAGGAUGGGGACCCCAUGAAGGCGGGUGGCUGAGCCCAUCAUGGCGCACUGGAGUGUGGUGGGGGGCUGCGGUCUGCAACCUCCUUGUGCAGAGAAGGUUCUGGAAAGCAGGGCUGGACUGUGCUCAGGGGUGCUGGUGAUGGGAGGGAAAAGGAUGUUGAGGGAGCAAAACCUGGAAUGGGGCUCUCCAUGGUUCAAUAAGGGUUAAGCUUAUAGUUUUCUGAUUGGUGUUAAAAGUGUGGCAAAUGAUGGACUGAUUUUGUAAAAAAAAAAGUAAAUAAAAGGAAGAAAAAGU
Phacochoerus africanus (Common warthog) is the source of this 4433-nucleotide messenger RNA. RefSeq names its product ATP binding cassette subfamily C member 11 (gene ABCC11). Gene Ontology annotation, biological process: transmembrane transport. The record is from RefSeq and is a predicted model, not a curated record. NCBI's taxonomy places the organism in Eukaryota, Metazoa, Chordata, Mammalia, Artiodactyla, Suidae. Gene Ontology annotation, cellular component: membrane. Bases 1 to 4140 code for a protein of 1379 amino acids. Gene Ontology annotation, molecular function: ATP binding; purine nucleotide transmembrane transporter activity; ATP hydrolysis activity. The transcript has 29 exons.